GCGGAGUCUCUCCUCCUGGAUGGUGCGGAGCGCCUCGAGGACGGACCGGCGUGGAGGGAAGUGCGGCACCGAACCUGUCUAUCUCUUACACGCACGGACACAGACAGUGAGGAGGUGAAGUGUGAAGAGUGUGUGCGUGGCCGCCCGCCGUGGACAUGGAGCGCUGGACCGGCAGGGUGGCUCUGGUCACCGGAGCUUCGGUGGGCAUCGGCGCGGCCGUGGCGCGCGCUCUCGUCCAGCACGGCAUGAAAGUGGUGGGCUGCGCUCGGAGUGUGGACAAGAUAGAGAAGCUGGCGGCGGAGUGUCAGAGUGCCGGCUACAGCGGCACGCUCAUCCCGUACAAGUGCGACCUGUCCAACGAGGACGAGAUCCUGUCCAUGUUCUCCGCCAUCAAGACCCUGCACCGUGGCGUGGACGUGUGCAUCAACAACGCUGGCCUGGCCCACGCCGAGCCUCUGCUGAGCGGCAGGACCGACGGCUGGAGGAACAUGCUUGACGUGAACGUCCUGGCCCUGUCCAUCUGCACGCGCGAGGCCUACCGCUCACUCAAGGAGAGAAACGUGGACGAUGGCCAUAUCAUCAACAUAAACAGCAUGGGGGGCCACAGGAUAGUGCCGAGCGCCGAUGAGCACUUUUACUGCGCCACCAAGUACGCUGUGACGGCGCUCACUGAGGGGCUGCGGCAGGAGCUUCGGGAGGCCAAGACGCACAUACGAGUCACGUGUAUAUCCCCUGGCAUCGUGGAGACAGAGUUCGCCUUUCGCCACCACAACAGCGACCCUGAGAAAGCCGCUGCUACCUAUGAGAGCAUUAAGUGUUUGAAGGCGGAGGACAUAGCGACUGCGGUUGUGUACGUACUUGGUGCACCUCCCCAUGUGCAGGUUGGAGACCUGCAGAUGCGGCCGGUGGAGCAGGUGUCGUAGCAACCGGAGGGGAAGCGACUGGACCGAUCACGAGGAACGUGGUGGAUCGGCACUGACCUCUGCUGGAGCAGGGAAUAGUUUUUAAACUGGAAGUUAAGGGUCGGGUUUGGAGAUGGCAGGACAAAACAUUCAUGCCAUCCCUUUGAGUGCCACGUUUGUUUAUUUGCUAAAGUACAAAGUAAAUGAUAGCCCCCCAUUAACAGAACAUAGUCGACUUUUUGUUUUCCUCUGAAUCGCUGUCCUGAUUUUGUGGUUCAAUGCAGUUGCUACAGAGAGGAAACCACCAUUAUUUGCUCUUUUUUUUUUUCAAAAAAUUCCAUGUAUCUGUUUAAAAAGAAAAAAGUUAUAAUUGUUCAAAGUAAGGUUUGGAUCUCUGUUAUUUUAUUUUUCUUUUGUUUCAUGAUUUUGAUUGUAGAGGUAGUUAAGGCCCAUACUGUAACUAUGGGUGAUCAGUCUAUUUUUUUAUUGUACUGUUGUUGAGAUCUGGCGAGUUCCAUGCCUGUGUGCUCUGUAAAGUAUCGGCUUGCUCUGGCAAUGGUGAGAGAUGGAAUAAUGAUGAGUAAAGUCCUACCUUUUAGCAUACCUGUCUGUCCCACUCCAUGCAGUGACAUGUGUAAUGGCACUUUUGAAUUAUUCUGGUGUGAGCAAAACACCAUUUUCUUGUUUAGGCAAAGUUUCCAACUCAGAAAUGGGCACAAAUAUGAUUAAAGGAUUAUUCUUGUUCCAGUGUGUACAGUGACUAGUUAUUCUCAAUAAACUUUUUAUUGUUAUA
Molecule: messenger RNA, 1695 nt
Organism: Scleropages formosus (Asian bonytongue)
Lineage: Eukaryota; Metazoa; Chordata; Actinopteri; Osteoglossiformes; Osteoglossidae
Gene: dhrs11a
Product: dehydrogenase/reductase 11a
Exons: 7
Coding region: 156-923 (255 amino acids)
Source: RefSeq, a predicted model, not a curated record